GGGGAAUCCAUCAAUGUCUCUGUGCAUUCCAGUGGUUGCAUUACCACGGAAAAGCUCCCCCACCGUUCCUCAUAAACAGAAAGUGGUAUUUGAACGAAGUGACUUUGGUGUCUUCCUGUAUAAUUUGAAGUCUGUUUUGCCGUGUCGCUUUCCCUUCGUUGACGUCUUAGCUCAACCGGGACCCGAGAUCCAUUAAGCACCACUUGAUUGUCAGAUAUGGUCAAUGCCUCCAGAACAGCUGCGAUGCUUCUGACGACGGUCACAUUCUGCAAGUCACAAGAAAUGAUUGUGUCUAAUGGAACAGUACCAGGCAUAUAUAAAGAGUCUGGACGGUACAAAUACCAUGGCUGCUACAAUGAAACCAUGCAGAUACAGGAUUCGGCACAGGAGCGGGCUCUGAUCGGCGGCUCCCACCUUGUAAUGGCAGGCAAGAUGACAGUGCCCAUUUGUCUCGAGUUCUGUGCCUCGAAUGGUACGCAAUAUCAGUACGCUGGACUCGAAUGGUCAAGGGAAUGCUGGUGUGCGCUGUAUUUGUCGAGCCUUUCAGUCAGACUCGACGACGGAGAAUGCGAGAACUCAUGUGAAGGCAAUUCGUCUCAAGUUUGUGGCGGGACGUUGAAGUUGAGCGUGUACGAACUUGCAAAGGGAGGGGAUACGCCAGAUGGAGUUGCCAUCAACCAAAUACCUAGGGGUUUGUUUGUGUCGAGUCUCAUAUUUGGAACGUUUCUCCUAUCGGUCUGACAUAUAAACAUGUUGGCACUGGGUAGAAUCCAAGGAAAAAAUAUGGAAAAUCAUGAAAAGGGGGGAUAUGAUUGUGAUCUAUGGUGUCAUAGUUUCCUGUAUGUAAUCAGCGUUUUUCAGAGCUUCAAUGGAGCCAUGGCUAGUUGCUUUACAGCAUCUUGCACAAUCACUUUGAUAGCUUCAACCGAUCGUCUCC
This is a messenger RNA of Fusarium verticillioides 7600, 937 nucleotides long. RefSeq lists its product as hypothetical. The transcript is spliced from 2 exons. Lineage: Eukaryota; Fungi; Ascomycota; Sordariomycetes; Hypocreales; Nectriaceae. The coding region runs from base 217 to 741 and encodes 174 amino acids. The record is from RefSeq and is a predicted model, not a curated record.